AUGACCGACCGCUACUCAACCGCCCGAUACUCCCGCUUCCACAACAUAGACAACUACGACGAUGACGACGACGACGACAUCAUAAACCUCAACCUCAAAACCUCCACCGGCUUUGUCAACCCCUCAGCAACAACAUACAGCGACGUACGGCCCGGAUACGGAGGCGGGGAGACCUACGACCAAGGCUACAGCCAGGGCCAGAACUACGGCCCGCAGGCUGGAGAUAAUGACCCAGAUGUCUACGACUACGACGCCGACGUUGACUACGAUGAGGUCCUCACUGAUAAGUCUGUGAAGGUAACGGGCACGGGUACGGGCACCAGCGCAAAGGAUAAGGAUUCUGAAAUGCGCGUGAAGACUACCUCCUUUGAUAAUGGUGAAGGGAGCACCAUCUAUGACCCUGAGAGCGGCGCGUAUGACCAGAUGGUGGAUUAUGCUACUGGUGCUGGGGGGUAUCGGCAUCAUCGGGAGAGAAUGACGGAGGAUGGAGUCUACCAGGCGAGGGAUGUGAAGAGGCGCGGAGAUGGGUCGAAGCAUGUCCAUCGCGAGUAUCAGAACCCGGUUACGGGGACGAGCACGGUACGGGAUUAUGAGGUUGAGUGA
Messenger RNA from Aspergillus puulaauensis, 603 nucleotides. RefSeq lists its product as uncharacterized. The record is from RefSeq and is a predicted model, not a curated record. Bases 1 to 603 code for a protein of 200 amino acids. Lineage: Eukaryota; Fungi; Ascomycota; Eurotiomycetes; Eurotiales; Aspergillaceae. The transcript has a single exon.